AAAUUUUGUGUGUGUCAGAGGAACAGUUAAUUUAAAAUAACAAAAUGAAAGGAACAUUAUUAAUAUUAUCAUGUCUUGUGAUCAUGAUAAGUGCCGAAUAUGCUGACGUAGAUGUGUGCCAAGAUUUGGACGAUGGAACUUUUCUUGCUGAUUCAAACAAUUGCCAAAAUUUCUUCAUUUGUGAUGGAGGCCGAGCUUGGAAAAUGUAUUGUCCAGGAUCACUUUUAUGGAAUGAUCACGAAGGAACAUGUGAUUACGCACAAAAUGUAGAAUGUUACCAACCAGAAUAAAACAUUUUAAUAUCUGACAGCGAUUUUCUGAAACUAUAUUUCAUACUACUGUUAUAAUAAAUUUAUCUUCAUUGCUCUCCUCCUAUAAAUUUAUUCCGUUUUAAUAAAAUCAAUAUAAAGACAA
Ctenocephalides felis (cat flea) is the source of this 414-nucleotide messenger RNA. RefSeq names its product peritrophin-1-like. The transcript is spliced from 2 exons. Lineage: Eukaryota; Metazoa; Arthropoda; Insecta; Siphonaptera; Pulicidae. Gene Ontology annotation, cellular component: extracellular region. The coding region runs from base 45 to 290 and encodes 81 amino acids. Gene Ontology annotation, molecular function: chitin binding. The record is from RefSeq and is a predicted model, not a curated record.